This is a messenger RNA of Nomascus leucogenys (northern white-cheeked gibbon), 1912 nucleotides long. RefSeq names its product vimentin (gene VIM). The record is from RefSeq and is a predicted model, not a curated record. Gene Ontology annotation, cellular component: axon; cytoplasm; plasma membrane. Gene Ontology annotation, biological process: intermediate filament organization. NCBI's taxonomy places the organism in Eukaryota, Metazoa, Chordata, Mammalia, Primates, Hylobatidae. Gene Ontology annotation, molecular function: structural constituent of cytoskeleton.
UAUCCUAACGGGGUUAUAAAAACAGCGCCCUCGGCGGGGUCCAGUCCUCUGCCACUCUCGCUCCGAGGUCCCCGCGCCAGAGACGCAGCCGCGCUCCCACCACCCACACCCACCGCGCCCUCGUUCGCCUCUUCUCCGGGAGCCAGUCCGCGCCACCGACGCCGCCCAGCCCAUCGCCACCCUCCGCAGCCAUGUCCACCAGGUCCGUGUCCUCGUCCUCCUACCGCAGGAUGUUCGGCGGCCCGGGCACCGCGAGCCGGCCGAGCUCCAGCCGGAGCUACGUGACUACGUCCACCCGCACCUACAGCCUGGGCAGCGCGCUGCGCCCCAGCACCAGCCGCAGCCUCUACGCCUCGUCCCCGGGCGGCGUGUAUGCCACGCGCUCCUCUGCCGUGCGCCUGCGGAGCAGCGUGCCCGGGGUGCGGCUCCUGCAGGACUCGGUGGACUUCUCGCUGGCCGACGCCAUCAACACCGAGUUCAAGAACACCCGCACCAACGAGAAGGUGGAGCUGCAGGAGCUGAAUGACCGAUUCGCCAACUAUAUCGACAAGGUGCGCUUCCUGGAGCAGCAGAAUAAGAUCCUGCUGGCCGAGCUCGAGCAGCUCAAGGGCCAGGGCAAGUCGCGCCUGGGGGACCUCUACGAGGAGGAGAUGCGGGAGCUGCGCCGGCAGGUGGACCAGCUAACCAACGACAAAGCCCGCGUCGAGGUGGAGCGCGACAACCUGGCCGAGGACAUCAUGCGUCUCCGGGAGAAAUUGCAGGAGGAGAUGCUUCAGAGAGAGGAAGCCGAGAACACCCUGCAAUCUUUCAGACAGGAUGUUGACAACGCGUCUCUGGCACGUCUUGACCUUGAACGCAAAGUGGAAUCUUUGCAAGAAGAGAUCGCCUUUUUGAAGAAACUCCACGAAGAGGAAAUCCAGGAGCUGCAGGCUCAGAUUCAGGAACAGCAUGUCCAAAUCGAUGUGGAUGUUUCCAAGCCUGACCUCACGGCUGCCCUGCGUGACGUACGUCAGCAAUAUGAAAGUGUGGCUGCCAAGAACCUGCAGGAGGCAGAAGAAUGGUACAAGUCCAAGUUUGCUGACCUCUCUGAGGCUGCCAACCGGAACAAUGACGCCCUGCGCCAGGCAAAGCAGGAGUCCACUGAGUACCGGAGACAGGUGCAGUCCCUCACCUGUGAAGUGGACGCCCUUAAAGGAACCAAUGAGUCCCUGGAACGCCAGAUGCGUGAAAUGGAAGAGAACUUUGCCGUUGAAGCUGCUAACUACCAAGACACUAUUGGCCGCCUGCAGGAUGAGAUUCAGAAUAUGAAGGAGGAAAUGGCUCGUCACCUUCGUGAAUACCAAGACCUGCUCAAUGUUAAGAUGGCCCUUGACAUUGAGAUUGCCACCUACAGGAAGCUGCUGGAAGGCGAGGAGAGCAGGAUUUCUCUGCCUCUUCCAAACUUUUCCUCCCUGAACCUGAGGGAAACUAAUCUGGAUUCACUCCCUCUGGUUGACACCCACUCGAAAAGGACACUUCUGAUUAAGACGGUUGAAACUAGAGAUGGACAGGUUAUCAACGAAACUUCUCAGCAUCACGAUGACCUUGAAUAAAAAUUGCACACACUCAGUGCAGCAAUAUAUUACCAGCAAGAAUAAAAAAGAAAUCCAUAUCUUAAAGAAACAGCUUUCAAGUGCCUUUCUGCAGUUUUUCAGGAGCGCAAGAUAGAUUUGGAAUAGGAAUAAGCUCUAGUUCUUAACAACCGACACUCCUAAAAGAUUUAGAAAAAAGUUUACAACAUAAUCUAGUUUACAGAAAAAUCUUGUGCUAGAAUACUUUUUAAAAGGUAUUUUGAAUACGAUUAAAACUGCUUUUUUUUCCAGCAAGUAUCCGACCAACUUGUUUCUGCUUCAAUAAAUCUUUGGAAAAACUC